This is a messenger RNA of Acanthisitta chloris (rifleman), 1392 nucleotides long. RefSeq names its product chromosome unknown open reading frame, human C4orf29 (gene ABHD18). Lineage: Eukaryota; Metazoa; Chordata; Aves; Passeriformes; Acanthisittidae. Bases 1 to 1392 code for a protein of 463 amino acids. The record is from RefSeq and is a predicted model, not a curated record. The transcript has 12 exons.
AUGGGUGUAAGUAAAUUAGAUGUCUUGUACCGAAAGCUUCUCCUCACUAAACUUUUCAUCAGAGGAUGGGGAAAGCCAGAGGAUCUGAAAAGAAUAUUUGAAUUCAGAAAGAUUAUUGGGGACAGGGAAAAAUGCCAGACGUUGGUCUCAAAGGAUUACCCAGUAUUCAUUGACAAGGUUGAGGGGCAAUCUGACUGUAAAAUCCUUGAGGGGCACUUCAUUUCCCCCCUGGCUCACUGUGUCCCAGGUAUCCUGCCAGUUGAGUCUCUUGUAGCAAGAUUUCAGUUCAUCAUACCCAGAAGAUGGAACAGCAAGCACAGACCUGUGUGCAUUCACUUAGCAGGCACUGGAGAUCAUCACUUCUGGAGGAGACGCACACUGAUGGCUCGGCCAAUGAUUAAAGAGGCCUGCAUGGCUUCCCUCUUGUUAGAAAAUCCUUAUUAUGGCUGUAGAAAACCCAAGGAUCAAAUACGGUCAUGUUUAAAAAAUGUCUCGGACCUGUUUGUGAUGGGAGGAGCUCUAAUUCUAGAAUCGGCAGCUCUUUUGCACUGGCUAGAGAGAGAAGGCUAUGGACCGCUAGGGAUGACUGGAAUAUCCAUGGGAGGACAUAUGGCUUCACUGGCAGUGACAAACUGGCCUAAACCAUUGCCAUUGAUUCCUUGUCUUUCUUGGUCGACAGCUUCUGCAGUCUUUACUACGGGUGUGUUGAGCAAGGCAGUGAACUGGAGAGAGCUGGAGAAACAGUACUUUACACAAACUGUUUAUGAAGAAGAAAUCAUUCAAAUGCUUGAAUACUGUGGAACGGAUUCUUUCAAGAUGGGACAAGACUUUGUUAAGAACUUCCCUGAUAGUGUGGACAGUCUGGAGGAUGUGGAUGUGGCUUCCAGAAUAUUCAACCUCGAGUCCUUGAACAGUACUGUAUCUAAAGAAGCUGUUCACAGCUUUGCCACAAAUAAAAGUACUCUAAGUGUCUCUUCAGAAAGACUCUUAAUACAAGAUGCUCCUAAAAUGCAGUGCAUAAAUCAAACAUUUUCAACCAGUAGCAGUAGCAAUAAUGACUUCACCAGCCCACAAGGACACAGGAUGAAUACAAGAAGGAGUGACACUCUACAGAGAGAAUCCUUAAGGUUCAUGAAAGGAGUAAUGGAUGAAUGUACCCAUGUAGCUAACUUCUCAGUUCCAGUUGACCCAAGUUUAAUCAUAGUUGUCCAAGCGAAGGAGGAUGCAUAUAUUCCUCGAACUGGGGUACGGAGUCUGCAGGAAAUCUGGCCAGGGUGUGAAAUCAGGUAUCUGGAUGGAGGUCAUGUCAGUGCCUACCUCUUCAAACAAGGACUCUUUAGACAAGCGAUUUACGACGCGUUCGACCGCUUCCUUCGGAAAUACGCCGUCUGA